UCAUAUGUGCAGUCAAAACAACCAUGUUCAACGUCGUUUACGAAUCUUGUCGCUCGUAAUACAUGUGUAAUGUUGUUGUUGUUGUUAUUGUUUCUAUCAAUUAUUAUUACAAUUGACCUAAGACGUAAUUAGUUAUCAGUGAGUUAUCCCGUUUACAAUAUUAUAGUAUAAAAGUUACAGAUUUAUUAAUAGACACCGUGAAGACAUAUGCAAUCAGUCGUGUUCUUUUUCUGAUAUUGUGAUUUUAUAAUUUAAGAUUUUAUGACGUGUUUAGUAAAAAGUUAAUUAAAAUUGUAGUUCAAAUGGCAACUUUACCUCGAAUGACUGCAUCUAAGCAUGUUGUUAACAAUAUAUCAUCACCAUUUAGUACAAGCCCAAGAAAAUUGCAAGAGAUGACACUACCAACUCCGGACGGCCAUGAUGUCACUACUGCUAGUGGAAUAAGCAUGAAACAAUAUGAAGAACAACUAAAUGGCUUAAGAAAAGAAAAUUUCCACCUUAAACUGCGCAUAUAUUUUCUAGAAGAAAAAUUAGGUAGUGGAGCGCCGCCUGCCGUUCAAGGUUUAUUAGAACACAAUGUACGCCUUCAAGUAGAAGUAGAGGAACUAAGAAGGCAACUUACUGAUAAACAAGAAUUAUUGGCGGCGGCAGCUGAAGCCAUUGAUGUCUUAGAGAAUCAGGGGUCGAUUUCCACUGAAACUGCAGAGGUGUCAAUAAAUAAUAUAAAUAAUAGUGUUACAAUGGCAGCGAAAGAUAACAAGGAACCAAUAAAGGAAACGGGAAUACACACCGACGUCGUCGACGAAACAUAUCAGUCGGAAUCAGCUGGAGAUUACCUUGCAGUCACCGUUAAUAAUGAGGACUUGGACCAAUUGACAAGGCUUAAGAAAGAAAAUCACAAUGCUCUGGAAAUUAUCAAAAGAUGUAUGAAAAAAAUUCAACAACAAGACAAGGAAAUAAAAAGAUUAAAACUGGAUAAAGAGUUGACAUACGCCCACGUAAGUGACUCACAGCUGGAAAAAUAUGAAGAAAUAUUAAAAUGUAAAGAUGAACAUAUCAAAGAUUUGGAAAAUAAGGUCAGGCAGCUGCAGACUAGUUUUGACAAUGCACAAAGUGAAGAUUCCGCUGGAAACCUUCAACAAUUGCUAACAAGACGCUUACAAGGAUUGGCAUAUUUUCUUGAUAAAUUGCUGUCACAUAAAUGUGUAUUGGGUGAGGAAAAGAAAAGACUUGCUGAAAGUAUACUAGAACAAAGCCUAGCCUUACCAGUAGGUUUACAAUUAGACGAAUCAAUGGCUCCAGAAGAUUUCACAAUGGAUGAAAGUAAUCUAGAUAUUUCACAAUCAAUGAGGAUAGAAGAUUUAACUAUGAUGUUCGGACAUCACUUGAUGUGUAGUGAUGAUAACAACCGAUAUUCUUUAAGAAGAGCUAUGCGAAAUGUUCCACAAGCUGAUGUGAUAUCGGAAUCAGAAUGUUGGUCCGAACCAGACAGAAAUGUUUCUUUAGCAAGAGUUGGUCUCUGUGAUACAGGAGUAGCUGUUAAAGAGUGUAUUUCGGAUGCAAAUCGACAUCGGUCAAGAAGGUCCAAAGUGUCUUGUGGGUCUCAAUCUGAAGAAAAUGCUCUUCUUGAACAAAUUCUUGAUAUAUCUAAACGCAAUCAACAAUUAGAAGAAGAAAAAUUAGACUUUAAUACAAAAUUAGAAUCAGCACUGAAACAAAUUGAUAAUCUCACAAUUGAAAAGGAAAAAAUGAAAGAAGCAUUGGAGUUGGAACAACAAAAUGCCAAAGAUGCUAACAAACAUUUAGAAACCAUGAAAGAUACGUUAUUCGCUCUGGAAACAAGAAUCAAAGAUAAUGAACAACAAGUUACUUGCAAUAUGCAAAUAAUAGAUAAGUUAAGAGCCGAAAAACAAGAAUUAGAGGUAACGUUUUUGGAAACGGAACGUUCACUUAGACGUGCAGCAGACGAGGCAACGGUCCAGGCUUCGCAGGCAGCUCUGGAAAGAGCUAGGGCACAACACGACAGGCUACGCAUUGAGAGAGAAUUAGAAGAAACACGUGAAAAGUUGGCUACAGCAUUGGAAUCCAAUGCACAAUUGGAAAUAGAAGUUACUCGUAAAAUGGCAAUGGAAGCUGUAAAUAAUAUUGUUGAAAUCCAUGAAGGAGUUCAAUCCGAGGAAGAUAGACCUACAUCACCGGAUCAAGGAAUAGAUAGUGAUAGACUUUCGAGCCUGGAACAAAAUGACGCAGUAAACUUAUCUCCUCGUUCUCUAUAUGAAGAAAAUGUUACACUUAAGCAAAAAUUAGCAAGAACCAAAGCAACACUAGCAGAAACUCUAACCCAACUGAAUGCAGCGAAUAUGAGAAAAAGAAACGUGCAACGCGCUAUUUGUAGAGAAAUUCAUAAAACACAGGGAGUAUUGCGUAAGGCAAGGGAUCAAUUUGAAAAUAAUAAUUAACUAUAUCCUUCAUGCACUAGACUAAGUCUAGCUUUAUUUCCGAUUGACAAUAAUUAUGUAUUAAUAAGUUUUUAUAUCUACUAGUUUUACACUAUUUAGGCCAAGAACUCAUGGAGCGGUUUUCACAGCUGAAGUUUGAACAGCUGUUUAAUUUAUAAACUCACGAGAACGGAGUUCUGUUUGGUUACCGUCGUCGUCGUCGACGUCGCGGUUGCGGUUAUCGCCCAUUUAUCCCUAGACGAGCGGUUGUACAAAAUAGCGUCUGAUUUUCUGUACGCACGCCGCCCGUAAACUAAUCGUAAAGCACUCGGGCGAAGCCGGCAGAAUCUGCGGGUGACCGCGACCCACGUUUCUUCUAGUUAGCCCGCUGGUGCAGUGGACCGGCAAACAAUCGCACACAUUGUGAGCGUAAAACGCGAAGUGAAUUGUAUUCAGUUUUUUAAAUACAUAUAUAUCUACAUUCUACAGAAGCCUCGAUCCGUGAGUUUGUCUUAUGCCUUUUUUCACUUGACCUACUUUAUUACUUCAUAUUUAUCUAAAUUGAUUUGUCAGUGACAUAACCAUGUUUUUUAAUGU
Nymphalis io (European peacock) is the source of this 3035-nucleotide messenger RNA. It is a transcript of the gene cnn, whose product is annotated as centrosomin. The transcript is spliced from 12 exons. Gene Ontology annotation, biological process: centriole replication; establishment of mitotic spindle orientation; negative regulation of centriole replication. Bases 303 to 2459 code for a protein of 718 amino acids. Gene Ontology annotation, cellular component: pericentriolar material; microtubule organizing center; perinuclear region of cytoplasm. Lineage: Eukaryota; Metazoa; Arthropoda; Insecta; Lepidoptera; Nymphalidae. Gene Ontology annotation, molecular function: microtubule binding; calmodulin binding; protein kinase binding. The record is from RefSeq and is a predicted model, not a curated record.